AUGUCCAAACGAUCACGUCCACAACCCAUUACAGCUCCAGCUCCAGAAUCCUUUUUGCCCAGCUUUGACUUUGGCUCUCCGGUCAAGCCACGCUCGGGCGGUUCAAAGGCCUUGCCCAAACGCAAGAUGCCCGACCUCUCAAAGCGUCUCGCUGCAUUCGCCUUUCUCAAUCUAGAGGAUAUCCAAGAAGAGGCAGACGAUCUCCAUGCUGCUCUCAACGCUAGUCCCAUCAGCACCGCGCCCAGCACAAAGGGCGCCCGCUUCUGGGACUUUUCGAGACCAAAGAACAGCUCACAGCGAGCUACCUCUCCAUCCACACCACAAAGUCUCCCGCCCAUGUCCAGCAAGGCUUACGCCACCCUCGUCGGUGGUGGUGGUACGACUCCGUCUAGCGCAAAGUCGACAUUUUCAAAGACUCCCUCGUCAAAGAGACGAAGCAGUGGCUUCUCUCUCGCAUUGGCAGAACUAGACCAGGUCGCCGAAGAGCUCUCACCCCUGAGUCCAGCGACCAACGAGAACAAGUCGCUCGCCGUCGACCUCGUCUCCAUCUUCUCCGUCUCCACGGCAGAAGAUGCGGACAACAAGACCCGCUUCAGCUUCCCCAUGCCUCCGUCCUUUACGCCUCGCAGGGGUUCCCAGUCGCCGCUCGAUCCGGACAUUUCCUUUUCGACUACGCUCAGCAGCACCAGCUCCGUCUCUCCUCAGUCACCCGAGUCUGGAUUCUCCGACUAUUCCUUCUUCUCCCCGCUCUUUUCUGCCGGAUUCGGUGCUCGCACUUUUCUCCCCGCCGAAUCUUUGCUGCCGCCUGUCCCCGAAGUCGCGCCAACCGAGUCCAUCUCUCCACUCGAAAAGGUGGACAUCAGUCCGAAGAAGGACGAGCCCAAGCCCAAGAGGGCGAGACCGACGCGCCCAACACUCGUUGUCCCCCCUGCCGCGCCUCCGCCACACGAUUCACCACCGCCGACGCCUUCAAGCGUGACAUCGCAGAGAAACGCAGCCGCAACUCUCCGUGCUUGCCCCUCGCCCGAGCUCGAUCCAGAACUCUCCGCGCACUCGUCCACGACGUCCAUUGCAUCCGUGCUUGAGUCGUCCGAGUCGGAGAGCGAAAGCGUCGCACCCUCGCCUGCUCCUCCUGUCGUAAAGGAACUCCCACCUGCUCCGAUGCCCGAUGUCUUUGCCAAUUGGGACAUUGGCUCGCCUUCGCGCUCAGACUCGAUUGUCACCAUCACUCAACGGGCUUUCAACGCGAUGCGCCCGCGUGGCUCCAUCUCCAAUAUUGGUGGGAGCUUUAGCACCGUUCGUGGUGGCAGUAUCAGUGCUGGCUCUCCGAUGAGCCGCAAUGGGUCUUGGGGAAGUGGCGAAAUGUACGAUUGGGAACAAGCCAUCGACGACAUUUACCUUCGCAUCUCACGCAAGCCUUCUAUCGCUUCCAUCGCCCUUGCUGCUUCUGCAGAGGGCGCAGCAUUGCCGACCACGUCUCUUGAUGUUGUCGCCGAUACUGCGUUUGUCAUGGACGAUGAGAUGCGCAGGAAGCUCAUGGAGAGUCAAUAUCUUGUCCCUACGCGUCAGGCUCCACGACCUCCGAGCCCGGCUCGCUCGGCCGCGUCUUCCGCGACCAAGUCGACGACCAAGAAGGAAAUGGCCAGCAGCUCUGCAGCAUCAGACUCUGAUUGGGUGUCUGCAUCUGCGACCUCCUCUGCCCGUUCCUCUUUGGAUGAGCAACGACCAAGCCCAGUACACAGCCAUGGGCCGUCGACGCCAGUCUACGAAGAUGAUGCUCCUAUCCAUGCGAUCAAGUCUCGCCCGGCGCCACUCAUCACCUCGCCGUCGUAUCCUCCCGUGAACCCGCUCCGUCUCAAGCGCCCAAACCUCGCGUCCACCCUCACCGUCCCAGACUCCAAGAUGGUGUUGCCACUCGACGUGCAAUCGCCUCGACCUCCACCAACGCAGUCGAUCCCAACAUCGGAUGCGGAGACGUCUUCUGCCAUUUUCUCGCCUAUGAGCGCAACCUCGCCACCGUUUAUGCAGCCGAUUGACAUUGACAACUGGCCGUUGUGGUCGAGCUCUAGUGUCGAUGCAUCGCUCGAGAAGAGGCGAGAUAUCCGUCGACCAAGCGCCAACGGGACGAUGAUCUCCAAGUUUUCCGACGACUCUGUUGAUGCGAGCAAGAAGAAGCGUACAGGUACACCGAAGACGGGGAACCGCAUGAAGAAGAGUUCGCCUACGCGCGUGACCAAGCCUGCUCCUUCUGCACUCAGCCCUGGUAGUGCGCACACGAGCUAUACGUUCCUUGGACUCAAGCGCAAAGCACCGACGAGCAGUGGCAACACGGCCUAUGCAUCGUUCUCGCCCAAGGUCUCCCAAGAGGCUGCUCCUCGUACGAGCUUGGAGAGUGCGCGCAGUGGCUCGAGUGACGAGAGCAAGCGCAAUGGGCUCAAGCGACCUCCCCUCCCUCUCGAGCUCUUCAUUCGAGCUUGA
Molecule: messenger RNA, 2478 nt
Organism: Serendipita indica DSM 11827
Lineage: Eukaryota; Fungi; Basidiomycota; Agaricomycetes; Sebacinales; Serendipitaceae
Source: the annotation of a GenBank genome assembly